Cladophialophora carrionii CBS 160.54 is the source of this 4827-nucleotide messenger RNA. RefSeq lists its product as uncharacterized. Gene Ontology annotation, molecular function: ubiquitin-protein transferase activity; metal ion binding; RNA binding. Gene Ontology annotation, biological process: protein ubiquitination. Gene Ontology annotation, cellular component: CCR4-NOT complex. NCBI's taxonomy places the organism in Eukaryota, Fungi, Ascomycota, Eurotiomycetes, Chaetothyriales, Herpotrichiellaceae. The coding region runs from base 1 to 4827 and encodes 1608 amino acids. The transcript is spliced from 4 exons. The record is from RefSeq and is a predicted model, not a curated record.
AUGAGUAGAUCUCAGGAUACCGUCAUCGACGAUGACGAGGAGACCUGCCCACUAUGCAUCGAAGAGUUCGACCUGUCCGACAAGAACUUCAGACCUUGUCCAUGUGGCUAUCAGAUCUGCCAGUUCUGCUUCAACAGCCUGAAAACUACCUACGAGAAGAGUACCUGCCCUAAUUGUCGCAGACCUUACGACGAGAAAACGAUCCAGUACAAGAUCCCGACUGCCGAAGAAUUCAAGCUCGACCAGAUGAACAAGAACAAAAAGCAAGCGGCCGCGAAACGCAAAGAGACGGAGAAGCGUGAAGUCGAGAAUUCGUCACGUCGCAACCUUGCCGGCGUGCGUGUCAAACAGCAGAAUCUCGUCUAUGUUAUCGGCCUCAUUCCCUCGAUCAAGGACGAGCAGGCAUUGCUUCAGACUCUCCGAGGCCCAGAAUAUUUCGGUCAAUACGGCGAAAUCGAAAAAAUCGUCGUCAGCAAAGCUAAACCUGGAGCAACGAACCAAGGCAUUGGCGUCUACGUCACCUUUGCUCGCAAAGAGGAUGCCGCACUUUGCAUCAAUUCCGUUGACGGCUCUGUCAACAGCGACCGCGUGCUUCGGGCUCAAUUUGGCACCACGAAGUAUUGCUCAGCCUAUCUGCGAGGUGAGACCUGCACCAAUAGAAACUGCAGCUUCCUUCAUGAAACAGGCGAAGACGGGCAACACACCUCUUUGCAGAAUGAGCCUCAUGGUGCGAGAAUCACGGCCCGACCAACAACCGCCGCCCCGGCCGCGCAGAUGAACCCCCCUCCCCGUCCUCUCUCCGCGGUCCAGGGAUCAACUUCUCACUCCAUGGCUCGGCAGGGAAGCACAGAGAAUGAUGUUAGUAGGAAAAACUCCCAAGACGGUUCCGCCCUCCCCUCCACGGCAAGCUGGGCAACUGCAAAUGCAAGCGCCGUCCGGACGAGACGCACCAGUCAUUCAACUAGUAGAGCUACCCCCAGUCCGCAAGCAACCCAUGCCUUCCUUGCCGCUAAGAAGACCGAAGAGCCCAAACUCAGAGAGUCUCCCGUCAAUGAGUCGUCUGCCUCGACGGCACCGGCAAAGAUUGCCCCCACACAAGAACAGCCGGCAUCGAAACCGAAACCCAACCUGGUGGACCCUGCGCAACAAAUCUUUAAUGACGCCAAACGAAUUUUAUCAAGGGCUUAUCAGUUCUCCUACGACGACUCAUGUCUUAGCCCAGAGGCUCGCGCUGCGGUAGAUGAUAUGCCUUGUUUUGUUGACCCUUAUGGGGGUGCCAAGCGUCGCGCCAUGCGAGAGAAAGAGGAGGCCGAACGAGCGAAGCUAGAGGCUGAGGCUAGGGCAAAGCUCGAAGCGCAGGCGACCUCGGCCGCCGAAGAGACGCUAGAGGAAGACAAUAUCGUGGCCGGCAGCCUCGCCCUAGGUGGCGAACCCGAGGAUGAUCAUCCAAGAAGCUCUUCGGCACGUGGAGCCAUCGGGCGGCCAUCACAGCCUCUGAAUGAUCAGUUCGCCUCAAUGAAUAUACGCAGCUUGACGCCGCAGCAACGACAGCAACUGGCUCUUCUCAACGGCAGCAACAUCCAACAAGCACCCGGUCUCGGCCAACCUAACACGCAGAAUACCGCGUUCGAAAUGUCGGAUUUUGAUAGACGUGCACCACAGUUCAGCCAAGCUCAGUAUGAACAGAUUAGCAAUCAUCAGCGUCAUGGGUCCCGAUACUUCAACAACGACACCAAGGCCGGCAGCAGCAACCGGUUUCAGGGACAGCAACCCGGCUUUUUUUCCAGCGGCGUUCAAGGACCUCCUCCAGGCUUACCGACCGCCGGUACUCCACCAGUCAGCGGCGGCGGGAUGUUCGCGCACGGUCAAAAUUUCACGAAUCCUGGUUUCGGGGCUUCCAAGGACAUCAAUGCUGAAGUCUACUCAAGGAAUCGGAGCGGGACGAAUCAAGGUCAUGACAUGGCUAAGCGUGAGUUACUUCUUUCCUUGCAAAACAACCCCCUACGUUCGCCCCCAUUGCAAGCCCCUGCCCCUGGAAUUCUCAACCCGCUCUAUGCUCAAUACCAAACAUAUCAAGAUCCCGGGCUUGUCAAACAAAGAAAAAAGGGCAAGAAGCACAGACACGCUAACACUUCCUCUUCAGGAGGUGGUGUAGAGCAUCUUGCAGACCCGAGUAUUGCAUCAGCCAGAGUUCAUCAGAGCACCACAACAGGGCAGGGGCUUUUUGGGGGUAACCAAGUUGACGUGAAAGACUUCCCGCCGCUACCGAUCACGACGCCCCUCCCGCCGCUACAUUCUCGAGUCUCGUCCUUGCAGAGUUACCAGAGCUCUGGUCUUCGGUCUUCGACGCCCAAGAUCCCACCAGGGUUCGAACAAGCCCAUGCGCACCCCCCGCCUCCACAGAGACAGGAAUCUCCUACUCAACCUGUACAAACAGUGGCCCAGCGAAGCACAUCGACCAGUUCGACGCCCGUUACUCCAGCAGUACCAGUGCUACCGAUCGGCCCUCGCAUGUCUACGCCACAACCCAAAGUUCCAGAAGGUCUCAGGGAAGAAAGCAAAGAGUCCAAACGGGAGGAGAAGCCUAUCCCUCAGGCUAUCAAGUCCAAGGCUCAAGGAAGUGAAAUCAGCCUGGGGUCGCCCAAGCAGAAACCCACCCGUCAGAAAGUCAAGGCCGAGACUGGAAAGAAGGAUGAUCCGCCCGCCGACCCCGCCAGCGACAGAAGCGGUGACAAUAAGCCUAAGAAAGCUCCCGCAGUCAAGCCUGGAAAGAUAGAAUUACCUCAAGUGCCCCCACCGAGUGCGUCGACUUCGCUCCCACACCUGGCAACGGGCGGGGCCCCAACGUAUAAAGCCGCAGCAGAAACACCGUUGUUCGAGUCCUCAGUCGUUGGGACGCCUGCAACGAUGAGCCGACCGGGCACGCCUGGUACAACAACCCCAUCUGAACCGUCCAAGACCUCUGCGCGACCCAGGGUGCUGCGUGUGACAACUGGCGUGACGCCUAAGGUGGCAGAGCAGACUCCGGCAUCGGCAACUACGGAGAGGUCGAGCAUAUUGCCUCCAUCAGCCGCUAAGAAAGGAUCCAGAAGGCCAUCUCUAUCUUCCGCUCAGCAAAGUCGCCCAUCAACACCUGCGAUGUCGGAGCGACCGUCUCACGACGCGUCUCGCGCGAGCAGUCCUCCACCAAGCAUCGUAGGCUCUGCUCCUGAGCGUACGAAGACCAAGGCUCAGCUGAAGAAGGAACGAAAAGAGAAGGCCCGAAAGACAACGGAUGCGGGCGAGACUCCUAGCGUCACGAGUACGCCUGUUGUCGAAGAGGUAGCCCCCGUCGUCGCGAGACAGAAGAAACAGAAGAGGCAACGCCUGGGAAGCAGCGCCGUCGCCAGUGCGGACGAAAUUGCUAGCCCGAAGAGGCUCACGGACGCUAAGCUGGCAGACACGACUGACAGGCAGGCUGCUCAAGCCAGCGAUCCCGAGUCCAAACCCGAGCUGAGACAAACCCCCACCACGGCAUCGCCUUCCAAGACGACGGGCACAACGCAUUCCCAGCCCUCAGAACCAAGUACUCCCGCCCCCGAGAAGACCAAAGAAGAUCCUCCCUUGAAACCUGAAGAUACCAAACCCGCUUAUAGUGUCCGCGACCUGUUGCAUGACGCUGCCGAAGCCGCCGGGCCCAACCCUGACCCUGCUGCCACCCAUGCUGCCCUGCAGAAACUACUCCAGGAUCAUGUAUCCUCGAUGCCCAAGAUCAUCUCUUCGCUACUUCAAUCUGGCGACCUUACCAAAGACCAUCCAUGGUUGAAUCCACCUUCCUUCAAUUCGGCUGCUUACAAGCUCCCGCCUGACUCUCGACGCGGGCAAGAAUAUCUUGACGGCAAUGCUUAUAGCGCCAACGACGCGUUUGGCUACAUUUACUUACCGAUGAAAGAGAAGCAAGCGUUGAAAGACGGUAACGCCGUGAGCGUUGCGGAUGCUGGGGACAGGAAGGACGAUAUGUUGAAAAGAUGUCUUGUGACGCCCAACGGGUGGGUGCUGAGACAUCUGAGUGCCGACGAAAGCGAGAAAGUACUUGAGCUGGAAGAACGGCGCCAGAUGUACGUUGAAGAGUUUGGCGACGUCGGUACUAUGUCCGGGCUCGGUGUGCUGGAAAUGGAUGACUUUACCAAUCUUGGUGGCGGCAUGGAGAAGCUUGCCAGACACGGUGAACGUCACGGAGUGGUCUGGAUUGUGGGAGAGGAUGGGCAAAUGGACGAUGAUGACGAUGAGUUCGAGCCAUUUGACCAUGAAGACGGUGGAGUCGACGGUGCAAUUGGCGUCGCUGACGAAGACGUCGACGAGGACGGGUUUGAGGAGGAUCCCGACGAAGGCGUCUACGAGACAGACGAGCACCUAGAAAUGCCCGGUGCGUGGGAGCAUCCCCCCCGCAACGCCCGUCCUCCCUCGAGGGUCGCCUCGGGUGGUCGCAUCAAUUCGCUGCCAGGUCUGGGACCGCAUUCUAGGACGAAUGCUCUCCGUCUACCACCUCGGGGUCCCAUCGCUCCUGACCGCCCUUCGCAGCCCCUCGACCCUGAAGCCACUGCUCCGGCGCCUGCCACCACAGGGCCAACGACUACAACGUCAGGCGCCACCCACGACAACACCAACCUUCGCCUGCUUGAGAAUGACGCCUUGCAGAAGCGUGUUCAAGAGUCACAAAAAGCCCUCGAAGCCGCCCGCAAGGAGAUGGAGAAGCUUGAGAAAAUGGCAAACAAGAAAGUCAAGGAUAUCAAUCGCUGGCGAGAAGGGAUCGUUGGCGCGCUGGCGAGCGCUGGCGUCAAGGGCUAG